AUGACCUAUCCCGACAAUGUCUCCUCACAAACCCCAAAGUCACUCGCGGGUGACAUGGUCAGCAUAACAAGGCCGUUGCAUACGAAAAUCAACAAGCUUAUCACGUCCCGACUGCCGCUGGCAAUCCCUCCAAAGGCCCCUGAUUCCGGUCCCUAUGCCUGUGGCCUACUGCACAUUCUCCCGGUAUACAUGACUUUUGAGAAGCUUUGGCUGGAUAUUAUCGAUGCAAUUCCCGCGGACGCGCUAGAUCAUUCAAACUCCAAUGCAGAAAAUGGCAAAGUGCAUAGACUAGAGGUUUCCGAGCGUGUACAUACAAUUCUCAAAGAGAUCUACCUCCCUCAGCUCUUCCGCUCCGACCGCCUCAGGGCCGAUAUCAAAUCCAUGACGGGUUGGUCAGACGAUGUCCUCGACUGCCAAAUCAAGGCUAUAAGGGGGACAGGCCAGCUAUCGGUCUUUACUUCACAUAUCAAACAAGUCGUCCACGCGAAGCCACAUGUCCUCAUCGCUUAUUCGUACAAUUUAUUCAUGGCCCUCUUUGCCGGAGGACGAUUCAUCAGAGCAACCCUCGAGAAAGCCGGCCACGAAUUCUGGAGCGUUGUCCCUGAGCCUAUCAAACCUACUAUGCAGCCAUGCAAAUCAUAUUCUGCCACUACAUAUCCGCUAGAGCCGAUCAACGACUCUCGUUUAGAGCAGGUGACAGAGGAUGAUAUACACUCUCACGACAAGAGUUUGCUGCCGCUACAGUUCUGGAGGUUUGACUCAGAAAAUGACGGCGAAGACCUGAAGCAGGAGUAUAAGGCGAAGCUGCUUCAGUGGGAGAGUGAACUGACGGCUGAAGAGAGGGAGGACAUCCUCCAAGAAUCUCUCAUCAUCCUGGAGAGCAUAGAUCUGCUGGUUGGCCAGCUGGACGCUGUCUGCAGCGACGUGCAGGAGGAGAAGCCAGCCACCCAAAUGCGCGUGAGGCCUUCACUGGCCGGCCUUCUUGGCAACAAUCAAUUUGGGGCACGUCUGCGUGACAGCCUCCUUAUAGCCCGAGAGCGCGGCAUUGGAAACCCCUUCAGGAGACAAUCGCUGGGCGCGCCCGAGAAUGAGAAUAGAGGCGAAUAUGAUGACACUCCAGCAACUAGCACUGACACAGCGUGUUCUGAUGUUCCCAAAUCUAUGAGGUUUGCAAAGUUGCUCCCUAUUCCACCACGCAAGCAUCGUAUUGCUACUGCAAAGGAUGGCAGUUCCAGUCACAAUUUAUAUGUAAAGCCACAACGGCGUGAUGCCAGCGGCACUAUGAUAGGACCAGCGCUGGUGGGAGUAUUUGGUUUGUUUUUCCUUUAUGUACUAUAUAAUCGCGUUGGGGGGGUCACUGGCUGA
Trichoderma asperellum CBS 433.97 is the source of this 1365-nucleotide messenger RNA. RefSeq lists its product as uncharacterized. Gene Ontology annotation, biological process: heme oxidation. Gene Ontology annotation, molecular function: heme oxygenase (decyclizing) activity. Lineage: Eukaryota; Fungi; Ascomycota; Sordariomycetes; Hypocreales; Hypocreaceae. The record is from RefSeq and is a predicted model, not a curated record.